AUCCAUGAAACAAACAAUAAUGUUUAUCAAAUCUAUAAUGAAUUCGAAAGUCUCAUAUAUCCAUGAUUUUUCAAUUACAUUAACCGCCAAACCUAAACAAAUGCAUUCAAUUAAAAUCGAUUAAUAAGUGUUGGAUGAUGAUAUGAUGGAUAUCAUCUUCUUUAAUUUGUGAUAGAUAUGAUGGACAAAUAUGAAUAUUUUUUAUGUUGACCAACAAAAUUUGGAUGGGUAGCUUGCAAAUCACCAAAUAGAUUCACUCGCUUGUUUGUUUGAAUGGAGAAACGGAACCGUCAUUGACAAAAAUGGAAAGUGGGAGGCCAGGGUGGGAAAACUCACUGACCUCAAAGGAAAAUUAAAACAAAGAAGACGACACACAUUCUGCAUGCAUGAUCAUCAGUCAGUUACCUACACGUUCGUACGUUGAAACUGAAGCGUGAAACAAGGGAAGAUGGAGAAAAUGGUCUCUCAUUUUCCGCAGUUUUGGGAAAGCAGCGGCGCACAAUUUAAGACCCAAAAAAAAAAUUGACAUGAGAUGAGAUGAGCAGCAAAUUAAAUUAAACUAACGAUAACCAGCCAUUCUCGAUAAUGCCUGCCUCCCUAAUUCCUCUUCACCACUCACCUUCUUCCCCACCUCCAUUCCUCACUCACUCCCCACAUAAUAAUAAUAAUCCCAUCCAUCAUUCAUCCCUUCCAAGCCAUACCUCUUUCCCUCUCAUCUAUUGCAAACAACGUAACUAGAUAGAUCCAUAUUGUUAACUCAGUUUGUACCCUAGAGCAGUUAAUUAGAAUUCAAGUUGAAGCCCCGAAAAAGCUAAUUAAGCAAAAAUGGUUGACACCAUGUUCGUUCGUACCAUCGUCGGCAUUAUUGGAAAUGUCAUCUCCUUCUUCCUGUUUCUAUCCCCAGUGCCGACCUUCGUGAAGAUAUUCAAACAGAAAACGGUGCAGGACUUCAAGGCGGAUCCGUACGUGACGACGCUGCUGAAUUGCGCGAUGUGGAGUUUGUACGGGAUGCCGUUCGUGAAACCGGACAGCCUCCUCGUCAUCACCAUCAACGGCUUCGGUUUCUUCCUCGAGUUGUUCUACGUAGCCUUCUUCUUCUUCUUCUCGCCCUGGGAUAAGCGAAGGAAGCUGAUCAUAACGUUGCUGAUAGAGGCGGUCUUCUUCAUCGGGGUGUUACUAAUCACACUGCUAGCUUUCCAUGCUCCCCCAAAGAGGGCUAUGUUCGUCGGCCUUCUCUGUAUCAUCUUCAACAUUCUUAUGUACGCCGCUCCCUUGACCGUCAUGAAAAUGGUAAUCAAGACAAAGAGCGUCAAGUACAUGCCUUUCUUCCUUUCCCUCGCUGGUUUUUGCAAUGGAAUCGUUUGGACCCUCUAUGCUCUCCUCAAGUUCGACAUUAACAUUCUGAUACCUAAUGGUCUGGGAUCGCUGUCCGCACUGGUGCAACUAAUACUGUACGCAAUUUACUACAGAACGACGAAUUGGGACGAGGACGACGACGACCAACCACCUCGUGGCAGCCAUCAAGAUGAAUUCUCGGAGAUUCAACUCUCCAGUAAGGUUUAGGACAAACUAUUCGCCCCAUCAAAACCAAAUUCAUAAUAAUGUGGGAUCUUCUUCUUCCCCAUGGGAGCAUUUUUGUUUUCCAGCAAUACCUUCUUUGUUUAUCGUUUCUACAUUGUUUCUCUUUUGGGUUUCUCCCUCUCUUUUGUUUGCUUUUGUUAAAUUUGGAAAAAAGAUUAAAGAAAAUGAAAAAAACAGGGGAAAGACACAGACAGACACUUACAACCAAGCUAUGCAGAGUGAAAGAAGAAAUUGCAGCAGAAAAAGAAGAAAAAAAUGGAAUGAUCAUCGGGUCGGGUCAGAAGAUUAUAUGUUAUUAAUUUUGGUUUUUUGUUUUGUUUUGUAGUUAAGAUGAGUUUUAGGGGGGCUUAGCUAACAAAUAAAAAAAAAUGACACCAUUAACUUCCGUUGUACUGUCACAACUCACAAUGCAAAAAGUAAGAGAGAUAAGGCAGCGUUGUUAGUACUACUACUGUCUCGCUUGUUUUGUAAUUUACUAACAUGUUCAAAGUAAAUGGAAACCCAAAAAAGUGCUCAUUUUUCCCCCCUUCUAAAUGUCUUCCGUCAAACUACUUCAGGCCGCAUUAAAGUAUUAUCCCAAAUUACACAAAUCGAUACAACAGAAAAUCGUUCUUUAGAUGCUAAGUCCAGAGGCAAACUUCUACAACAAUAUUUAAUCAACUACACAACUCAAU
Molecule: messenger RNA, 2255 nt
Organism: Linum trigynum
Lineage: Eukaryota; Viridiplantae; Streptophyta; Magnoliopsida; Malpighiales; Linaceae
Source: the annotation of a GenBank genome assembly